This is a messenger RNA of Nylanderia fulva, 603 nucleotides long. The record is from RefSeq and is a predicted model, not a curated record. NCBI's taxonomy places the organism in Eukaryota, Metazoa, Arthropoda, Insecta, Hymenoptera, Formicidae.
AUGGCCCUUUACGGGGCCCCGGUGUGGGCGCGCGUCGCCGCACAACAGAAGAGUCCUCCUGCAGAUGGGGCGGCGCGCGGCACAGAGGAUCGCGCGCUGCUACCGUACCGUAUCCGCCAUGGCGGCGCAUAUCCUCGCGGGGGUCCCACCACUGGAUCUCCUGGCGGAGAUGUACUACAAAUUGUACCGACGUACAAAGGAGAUCCGCCGGGGGGUACCCAGGGGGCCUCCGAGGAAUUGGACCGCGAAGUCGAGGUGGCCAGGUCCCAAGCCUGGCGGUCUCUAAUGGCGCAGUGGCAACGCCAACUGGCCGAUUACGGCCACUUGGAGAUCGUCAGGGCCGUCCAACCCGUCUUCGAUAGAUGGAUGGACGGCAGCCGUGGUCUCACUUACGAGAUGUCACAGAUACUCUCCGGGCAUGGUUGCUUCAGAGAGUAUCUGUUCCGGAUCGGGUCGCGAGUCCGCACCAACGUGUCGCGCGUGCAACUCCGCGCCGGACUCCGUCGCUCAUACACUGCAAGAGUGCCCCGCCUGGGCGGAGGAGCGACGCGAGCUCCGGGCGGAGUUGCGGGUAGGAUACCUCACGAUACCGGCUAUCGUUGA